Molecule: messenger RNA, 2934 nt
Organism: Pleurotus ostreatus (oyster mushroom)
Lineage: Eukaryota; Fungi; Basidiomycota; Agaricomycetes; Agaricales; Pleurotaceae
Exons: 8
Coding region: 1-2934 (977 amino acids)
Molecular function (GO): protein binding
Source: RefSeq, a predicted model, not a curated record
AUGUCCCAACUACCGAAUGAGCUUCUCCAGGUCAUCGUGACCUACUCGGAACGCAAGACGUUGUUGAACCUCACCGUCAUAUCCAAGAGAAUCAAUGCGAUGGCCCUGCCCAUUCUCUAUCGAGACAUAACUUUCCACAUAAAGGAUGAGCUUUCAAUCUCUUUGUUGCGCCACAACAUACAGGCCAACCGUGGUAUCAAGUACACGAAAGCCUUCGCCAUUUACUUCUUUCCAUGCUAUUUCGAGGGUUACGACGAAGUUCGUGCCAAUGUCGACUGCAUAAUCCCGUAUCUAGUGAACGUUAGGCGCCUCUGCUUGACUCGCCAGUCUGCCAGUCCUGGCGUAUUGUCUCGACUCCCCGCUAGCGCGCAGCUUACCGAUCUCAUCUUGGAUCAUACCCACUGCUGGAAGGAUCUACCACAAUUCCUUUCGUGUAAUCCUACGCUCGAAGCUAUCGCAAUCCACAACAGCGAUAAUAAUGGCCGCGUCAUCGAAUUGGCAGCUAGCAAUCUCCCGAAACUGCGCACACUAGAGAUCACUUUCAACGAAUUGGUGCAUAUCAAGGGCCCCAUGCCUUCGGUGGCCAAUCUCAGCGUGCAUCCCUUCCCCUGGAGCGGGAGGGCAACGGGGCACGUCGUCCUGAAUUUUCCCUCAAUAUGUAGCCUAUCCUUGCCGCAUGCCGAUCUUCCAGUGGUAUUCUCCUUGGCGCCGUCCCUACCGAAUCUCGAGUUUCUCCGAGUGUCCUUUGGCAAUUCUGAUGUGCGCCCGAAUGCAUCUGACUUCGCGGUGUUCCCGAAAUUGAGAUAUGUGAGAUUUGUACUGCAUCGGUUUAGCGACGAAGGCCUUGCUCUCGAACUCUUUCAUGCCGUGCAAAGCUUGGUCAUCAUGGAAGUAUGCAAUCAUUUCAAAAAUCUGCGUUGGGUCAAGAGUUCCGCCGCUCCUGAGGAGGGGGGUGACACCCUCAACGACAGCAAACCGAUAUGGGGGGAGUGGUGGGUUAAACGUGCGAGAGAACGCAUAGAAGAAGCCCUGAUUCCAAUGUCUCAACUACCAAAUGAACUUCUGCGGGCCAUCGUUGCCCUUUUUGAACGCAAGACGUUGUUGAACCUCACCGUCGUAUCCAAGAGAAUCAAUGCGAUGGCCCUGCCCAUUCUCUAUCGAGACAUAACUUUUCGCAUAAAGGAUGGGCUUUCGAUCUCGUUGUUGUGCCGCGACAUACAGGCCAACCGAGGUAUCCAGUACACGAAAGCCUUCGCCAUCUAUUUCUUUCCGUGUUACUUCCAAGGAUUUGAUGAAGUUCGUGCCAAUGUCGACUACAUAAUCCCUUAUCUAGUGAACGUUAGGCGCCUCUGCUUGACUCGCCAAUGCGCCAGCCCCGGCGUGUUGUCUCGACUCCCAAGUACCGCACAGCUUACCGAUCUCAUCCUGGAUCACACCCACUGCUCGGAGGAUUUACCACAAUUCCUUUCGUGUAAUCCUACACUGGAGGCUAUCGCAAUCCACAACAUCCAGGAAGACGGCCCCGCCAUCGAGUUGGCAACUAGCAACCUCCCGAAACUUCGUUCCCUGGAGAUCACCUUCAACGAAUUGGUGCAUAUCAGGAGUCCUAUGCCUUCGGUGGUCGAUCUCACUGUACUCCGCUUCCCCUGGAAUGGGAGGGCAACGGGACAUGUUGUCCCGAAUUUUCCCUCGAUAUGUAGCCUAUCCUUGCCGCACUCCGACCUUCCCGAGGUAUUCUCCUUGGCGCAGUUCCUCCCAAAUCUCGAGCUUCUCCGACUGUCAUUUAGCAAUUCUGAUGUGCGCCCUAAUGCAUCAAGCUUUGCUGUGUUCUCAAAAUUGAAGUACAUGAAAUUUGGACUGUAUCGUUUCAGCGAGGACACACUUCCUCUCGAACUCUUCAGUGCUGUGCAAAGUCUGGUCGUUAUGGAAAUAUCUCAUUAUUCUAAAAAUCUACGUUGGAUCAGAGGUUCCGCCACUCCCCUUGAAGGAAGCACUCUCAAUGGUAGCAGACCGAUAUGGGGAGAGUGGUGGGUUGAACGGGGAAGAGAACACAUAGAAGAAGCCCUGAUUCCAAUGUCUCAGCUACCAAAUGAACUCUUGCAGGCCAUCGUGGCCCAUUUAGAGCGCAAGACAUUGUUCAGCCUCACCGUCUACACGAAGGCCUUCGCGAUCUAUUUCUUUCCAUGUUACUUCAAUGGUUAUGGCGGAAUACGAACCGACAUCGACUACAUAAUCCCGUAUCUGAUAAACCUUACCCACCUCAUCCUGGAUCACACCCAUUGCUCGGAGGAUUUAUCACAAUUCCUUUCACGUACUCCCACGCUGGAAGCCAUCGCAAUUCACAACGGCGAGGUUCACGAUUACAUCAUUGAAUUGGCGGCGAGCAACCUCCCGAGACUUUAUUCACUAGAGCUCACCUUCAACGAAUCGAUACACAUUCAGAGUCCUAUGCCUUCCGUGGUCAAUCUUGGUAUGCUGGGUCUCGGGAACAUAGGCGCAAGCAACCUUCUCUCGAAAUUUCCGUCACUACGCAGUCUAUCCCUCCCAUUAAAUGACUUUGUUACGGUACUUGCUCUGGCACCCUUUCUCCGCAAUCUCGAGUUUCUCGAAGUGUUUUCCAUGCACCAGCAUUCGCGCCCGACCGCAUCAAAUUUUGCCGCAUUCUUAAGAUUGAAAUAUGUGAAAUUUGGGAUGCUUGUUACGAUGGAUGCUUUUCCUCUGGAACUUUUUGAUGCUGUCCCAAGUCUGGUCAUUGUGGACAUGAGCAAUCCCUGUAUCACUCUACGUUGGUUCAGGGAUUCCCCCGCCCCCCUUAAGCACGAGCCCAUCGCCAAUGACGCAUACCUGUGGGAGGGAUGGUGGGAACUCGUAGAAGAGGUUACAGAAGAGGCCAGUGAGUCGUCAUUUCUUUACUCCACUUCCCAAUCCCAAUGA